AUGUAUCGCAUCGGCGUGGACGUCGGCGGCACCAAUACCGAUGCCGCCAUUCUGGACAUCACUGCAUCUGAAACCGAAUCUCGCGGCGUCCUAGCCUCCAGCAAGACCCCCACGACGCCAGAUGUUACCAGCGGCAUUAAGGAUGUCAUCAAGAGCGUGCUCCAAAAGUCCUCCGUCGACACCCAAGACAUUCUCAGUGUCGCCAUCGGAACCACCCACUUCGUCAAUGCUGUCGUGGAGGCCGAUGCCCGGAGACUCUGUAAGGUUGCUGUAAUCAGACUAUGCGGCCCGUUCACUCGCGAGCUCCCCCCGUUCACGGACUUUCCCCCAGCACUACGGAAAAUCAUGGCUGGCCCUGUGUACUACUUGGAUGGCGGCCUGGAAAUCGAUGGGCGUGAAAUCUGUCCCCUUAAUCUGGAACAGAUCAAAGCCACUGUGGACAGUAUUCGCGAGGCUGGUAUCAGUAUGGUUGCAAUUAUUGGGGUGUUUUCUCCCCUUGAUCAUAGUGGAAUCCAUGAGGAAACCUGCAAGAAAAUUAUGCUUGAACUGAACCCGUCCCUCUCCAUUAUCUGCUCUCAUUCGAUCGGUGGCGUUGGUUUACUUGAGCGUGAGAACGCCACGAUCUUAAACGCCUCUAUCCUGAAACUGGCUAGAAAGACUGUUCGUGCUUUCUGCAAAGCCAUGGCUGAUCUUCAUCUCUCAUGCAAACUAUAUCUCACGCAAAAUGAUGGUACUCUAACAGAUGCGGUGACUGCGUCUGAAUUUCCCAUAAAGACCUUUGCAAGUGGGCCCACAAAUAGUAUGACUGGUGCUGCAUUUCUGGCUGGACUUGAUAGACAAGGAUCUCGCCCGUCCUUGGAUCGCCAAGUCCUCGUGAUUGACGUUGGCGGUACUACUUCGGACGUUUGCGCGUUGCUCCCAUCGGGAUUCCCUCGUCAAGCAUCAAACUUCGUGGAAGUUGGAGGUGUCAGAACCGCGUUUUCCAUGCCAGAAGUGCUCUCCGUUGGACUCGGUGGAGGCAGCAUCAUUCGUCGCGAUGAAACCACUGGCCAUGUUAGCGUUGGCCCGGAUUCUGUGGGUCAUUAUCUCACUAGCAAAGCUUUGGUAUUUGGUGGUGAUACCAUGACAUCAACUGAUAUCGUCGUUGCAACUGGAUCCGAAAGCAUCGGCGAGCCACUCAAGGUUGCAUCAAUUUCGCCAGACGUUGUUACUGAGGCUCGCAGGUGCAUUAGGAAGAUUCUGGAACGUGCUGUUGAAGGUAUGAAAGUAUCGGCACUACCAGUCACUGUUCUUCUUGUCGGUGGUGGCUCCAUCGUCUAUAUGGAUUCGCUCGAAGGAGUCCAGGAGUGCAUCAUUCCACCUCAUCAUGAUUCCGCAAACGCUGUUGGCGCCGCUAUCGCAAAGGUAGCAGGAACUGUCGAUCUCAUUGAAAUUCUGGCGGGCCAGAACGAAAAGGAGGUGGUCAAAAGGGCGGAGCAGAGUGCGAUAGAGGCGGCCGUAGCACGAGGUGCUGACCGCAGCGAUGUAGCAAUUGCCGAAAUCGAAAAGCUUCCCCUUCAGUAUGUUACAAACAAAGCCACCCGAAUACUUGUUAAAGCGGUAGGAAAACUCAGAGUCCCAGAGAAGGGAGCUGUCUCUAAUGAUGAGCUGAAUCUGUUUGCCGAUGAGGCAGAAAACGAUGGUGAGGAAGCACCCAAGGCUGCUGCAGACGAGAAUACAGCCGCCUCUGGAGUCAAACAUUCUAUUUCUAUCGACAUACCAUCCUACAAGCCUGACGUGAGAAAUGGUGUGUGGUAUAUUAGUCCUGUCGACUUGGAAUUUAUCGCCUCCGGCACUGGGGUUUUAGGAACUGGGGGCGGUGGGCCAUCUUAUCUCCAGUAUCUUGUUGGGCUUGAAAUGUUAAAAGACUACCCGCCUGAAAGAAUGCGUGUCAUCUCACUUAAGAAAAUGGCGGACUCUGAUAUUUGCGUCUUCGCCUCCUGGUACGGAGCUCCAAGUGUAUCUGGGGAACGAAUUCCCUCGGGUGAAGAGCUAUUUAAAUCUGUUGAAAUGUCGGUUCAAAUCUCAGGCUACACUCACUUUGAGGCAAUAAUUGCAGACGAAAUUGGAGGCGGAAAUGGCCUGACUUCAUUCUCAAGUGGCGUUCAUUUUGAUAUUCCAGUGAUUGAUGGAGAUUUAAUGGGCCGUGCCUAUCCGUCAAUGGAACACGGAACACCUUAUGUCUACGGCCAUCCAAUCACCCCUUGCACGUUAGCCGAUGCGAAUGGCAACGUCUCCGUAGUCAUGAGUGCCACUUCCAAUGCUAAAGUUGAGACCAUGCUACGUGCUACCUGCAUUGAACUAGGCUUGAAGACAGCAGUAUCCGCUAGACCACUACCUGGAAGUGCAAUCAAAGAGUAUGCUAUUCCCAACACCGUCUCCCAAUCGUGGUACUUGGGUCGGGCUGUUCAUAUGGCUCGCCGAGCCAAGACUGAUGUUACCGAAGCAAUCUUCGCUACAACGCCUGGAAAACUCCUUUACACCGGGAAAGUCAUCGACGUUCGCCGGGAUGUAGGACGUGGAUAUACCAUGGGACACUGUGUCCUUGCACCACUGUCCAAAGAUGAACUAGACCAACCUUCGGCAAAAGCUGCGAGUUCGACAUCGUCCAUGACUGAGGACACCAGACAACUCAUCAUCCCAUUCCAAAACGAGUACCUUUACGCCGCCUAUGUGAAUGACGAAGAAUGCCCUGAGGAGUUGGCCAAACAGGACGUCAUCUGCACAGUUCCGGAUUUGAUUUCUAUCUUGGGACAAGAUGGAGAAGCGAUUGGUUCGCAGGAGCUCCGGUAUGGCCUCAAAGUUCGUGUAAUUGCGAUGCCGGCACAUCCGUUAUGGACUGGCGACGAGCGUGGGUUGCGGGUUGGUGGUCCGAAAGGUUUUGGCCUAGAUAUGGAUUGGAAGAGUAUAGGGCAAUACGAAGAACCCAGGAGUGUGAUCGAUGAGUAUAAUAUUGCUGUUUGA
Molecule: messenger RNA, 3003 nt
Organism: Ophidiomyces ophidiicola
Lineage: Eukaryota; Fungi; Ascomycota; Eurotiomycetes; Onygenales; Onygenaceae
Exons: 6
Coding region: 1-3003 (1000 amino acids)
Biological process (GO): glutathione metabolic process
Cellular component (GO): cytosol
Molecular function (GO): 5-oxoprolinase (ATP-hydrolyzing) activity
Source: RefSeq, a predicted model, not a curated record